AUGCGUCUUGCUCAAGUGAUCUUUGAUAAGAAUGACUCAGACUUUGAAGCAAAAGUUAAACAGCUGUCCGAAACAAAAGUCUUCACGGCAUCAUCUGUUCCCGCAGAGAAUCAUGUGACUCCUGGGCAAAGCAUUGAUCUGGUAGCCUUGCUUCAGAAGCCUGCUCCUCCCAGUCAAGUCUCAGACGUCAACUCCUUUGAAUCUUCCCAACAGCAGGGCUUUGGCCAAGCCCUUGUCUUCACAAAUUCGCAACACAACAAUCAGAUGGCAUCAGGGAAUGGCAGCUCCUCUGCUGUCAACUCCUAUUCUUCUCAGAGCCUGUCAUCCGUCCUCGGUUCAGGAUUUGGAGAGCUUGCACCUUCCAAAAUGGCCAAUAUUACUAGCUCCCAGAUUUUGGACCAGUUGAAAGCUCCAAGCCUGGGUCAGUUUACCACUCAGAGUUCCCAGCAGAAUAACACAAGUCCUCCAAUCACCACUUCUUCUUGGGACCUCAAGCCUGCAGCAUCUCAGUCUUCAGUCCUCAGCCAUUUUGACUUCAAAUCUCAGCCUGAGCCAUCCCCAGUUCUUAGCCAGUUGAGCCAGCGACAGCAUCAGACCCAGGCAGUCACUGUUCCUCCUCCAGGGCUAGAGUCCUUUCCUUCCCAGGUGAAACUCCGAGAAUCAGUUCCAUCCGGCGAUGGUACCUCCACUGUGAACAAACUUUUGCAGCUUCCCAGCAUGGCUGUUGAAAACAUGACUGUGUCUGCCCACCAACCACAGGCCAAACACAUCAAACUCCCAAAACGACGGAUACCUCCUGCUUCUAAGAUUCCAGCCUCUGCAGUGGAAAUGCCUGGUACAACAGAUGUCAUAGGAUUGAAUGUUCAGUUUGGCGCCUUAGAAUUUGGAUCAGAACCUUCCCUUUCUGAAUUUGGAUCAGCUCCAAGCAGUGAAAAUAGCAAUCAGAUUCCCAUCAGCUUGUAUUCAAAGCCUUUAAGUGAUCCUUUGAAUACCUCUUUGCCAAUGACCAGUGCUGUGCAGGACUCCACCUAUACAACUUCUGUCGUUACUUCCUCCAGUCUGACCAGCUCAUCUGUGAGCCCGACUAGUCCGGUAACAACCUCUUCCUCCUAUGACCAGAGUUCUGCACACAACAGGACCGUGUACCAAAGCUCCGGGAGUCCGCCCGAGGCAGCCGCAGGGGCUGUCCUGAAUGGACACAGUGGUGGUCGAAGUCAGCCAAUACUAGACACUACUUCAUCUGUUCCUGUUCCAAAGACAACAGACGCUCCCUCCGCCCUUCCAUCUGUGGCCUCCCUGCCCAACACCACCUCCUGUUCUACGCUUCUACCCCCUGCAUCCCAGCACACUGCCACUUUGCCCUCCUUGUCCCAGCCCGGUGACCUUGUCAGCAGCCCCCUCGCACAGCUUAGCAGUUCACUCUCCAGCCAUCAAGACAGCCUCUCCUCCGCGCAUGCAGCACUCACCUCGAGCACAUCACACACACACGCCAACGUGGAGAGCACCCCUUCCCUCCAGUCCUCAGCCACGUUCUCAGUAGCAGCAACCUCCGCCCCGAGUGCUGCAUCGUCAGGGGCCAGCCUCCCCAGCAGCAUGAACACGGCCAGCAGCCUCUGUCUGAGCGGGACCACAGUGAGUGCCCCCAGUGGCACCUCCAGAGCCCCGCCUUUGGUAACCUCAGGCAAAGCGCCCCCCAACCUGCCCCAGGGUGUACCUCCUCUGUUGCACAACCAGUACCUCGUGGGCCCAGGAGGACUGCUUCCUGCCUAUCCGAUUUAUGGCUAUGACGAGCUCCAGAUGCUGCAGUCGCGCCUGCCCAUGGAUUACUAUGGAAUUCCCUUUGCUACGCCCGCAGCCCUUGCCAGCCGAGACGGGAGCCUAGCGAAUAAUCCAUAUUCAGGUGACGUCACAAAGUUUGGCCGAGGUGAUUCUGCGUCCCCUGCACCCCCCACCACAUUGGCUCAGCCGCAGCAGAGCCAGCCUCAGAGCCACCACACAGCCCAGCAGCCCUUUCUGAACCCUGCGCUGCCCCCCGGCUACAGCUACACCGGCCUCCCCUACUACACAGGCGUGCCCAGUGCCUUCCCAUAUGGACCCACUAUGUUUGUUCCUCCAGCCUCGGCCAAGCAGCACAGCGUGAACCUCAGCACCCCCACGACGCCUUUUCAGCAGGCUAGUGGCUAUGGGCAGCACAGUUACAGUGCAGGCUAUGACGAUCUGACCCAGGGCACAGCAGCAGGAGAUUAUACCAAGGGUGGAUAUAGUGGAUCAUCACAGGCACAAACCAAGUCUACAGGUUCUGGGCCUGGCAAAGGAGUAUCCGUGUCUUCAAGUACCACCGGCCUACCAGACAUGACUGGUUCUGUCUAUAAGACCCAGGCUUUUGACAAGCAGGGAUUUCAUGCAGGGACCCCUCCACCAUUCAACCUGCCUUCAGCCUUGGGCUCCACUGGGCCUCUGGCCCCUGGUGCAGCUCCUGGGUACGCACCCCCACCAUUCUUGCACAUCCUGCCUGCACACCAGCAGCCACACUCCCAGCUGCUGCACCACCACGUUCCGCAGGAUGCUCAGAGUGGCUCCGGUCAGCGCAACCAACCCAGCUCCCUGCAGCCCAAGUCUCAAGGCUCAAAACCUGCUUACAGCAACUCUCCUUACUGGACAAACUGA
Elephantulus edwardii (Cape elephant shrew) is the source of this 2667-nucleotide messenger RNA. RefSeq names its product ubiquitin associated protein 2 (gene UBAP2). The transcript is spliced from 20 exons. NCBI's taxonomy places the organism in Eukaryota, Metazoa, Chordata, Mammalia, Macroscelidea, Macroscelididae. The coding region runs from base 1 to 2667 and encodes 888 amino acids. Gene Ontology annotation, cellular component: nucleus; cytoplasm. The record is from RefSeq and is a predicted model, not a curated record.